This is a messenger RNA of Kuraishia capsulata CBS 1993, 1188 nucleotides long. RefSeq lists its product as uncharacterized. The transcript has a single exon. Bases 1 to 1188 code for a protein of 395 amino acids. Lineage: Eukaryota; Fungi; Ascomycota; Pichiomycetes; Pichiales; Pichiaceae. Gene Ontology annotation, biological process: microtubule-based movement. The record is from RefSeq and is a predicted model, not a curated record.
AUGACUGAUUACUCACAACAAUAUCACCCCGUAAUCCUGGAUUUGGGCAGCCGGAAUGUUACGUAUGGAUUCGCCGGAGAACCUACACCUACUGGCACCAUGGCAUAUAGGGACCUGGAUAUACAGCGACGGGAAUUGCAGUUUAGCGAAGUCAAAAUGACGAAACAGGAAGCAAAUGAAUAUCUGAAGACUCUGAAAACAGAUUCACACGAUCUAGCAAGAAUAUACGCUGGGGACCUGCAAUCGUUACAAUGGCUUUGGAACUAUGAUAAACUGCGACCAAGACUGGGUGCAGAUGGUUCGAUUAUUCACACCGAUCAAUACCUGGAAGAAACUCAUCUGGAGAGAUCACUAUACGCCCUGUUUCUAUACGAGCUGCUCAUUGAUGCGAAAUCCACCAAGGUCAUCAUCCUAGAGCCCCAUUUUCUUCCCGAACAUGUGAAGAAGAGGUACACCUAUGUGCUGCUGAACCAUCUACAUGUACAAUCAGUUACCUCAUUACCGAGCAGUAUUCUCACAUGUCUGGGUGCUGGUGUGAAAAGUGGCGUGGUUAUUGAUUUUGGCUGGGAAUACGUCACUGUGGUGCCUGUUUAUGAUCUGCGUGUCAUCCAAGACCUUGGGAUAUCAUCUGGCAGAUCUGCCAAAGGUCUCCAUUAUGAGAUUUUGUCCAGUAUUCUUCAAGGGAAACACCUAACUAGAGAGAUACUGACCAGUAUGAGCUGCCAUCAAGUUUUUCAGAUGGUAGAGGACAUUGUGAUCAACAGAACAUCUAGUGCAAUGGAAGGGCCCCACAUUGAUGAUCUCAUUGACCGAUACCUCUUUCCUGCAAGAAACACAUGGAAAAGUUUGGACUCCAAUGAGAUGUCUGUUGUCCAGCUAGUGGAGAACAUGAUUGGCCUUUUACCUUUUGAUUUGAAGAAACCUCUUCAGCAAAAUGUGAUCAUUACUGGCGGCCUAUCUCAAGUUCCAGGGCUGAAGAAGAAGAUAAUUGAGCAGCUUGGUUUGGAUUAUAAAGAGGUGUUUAGUCUCGGGUCUUGGAGUGGGGGAAGCAUCUAUUCUGAUAAUCUGCUGAGAGGCAAAAAUCUGGUCAGGAGCGGCGAACUGCGCAGAAACGAGUAUCUGGAUGGAAAAGCAAACGCAACUGACUGGACCAGUCAGAUAUACAGGUCGGCGAUAGAGAAGCAUUAA